AUGCAACAUCGUACAAUACGGCUGGCGAUAAUUGCGGCAACUGCAGCCGCAGCCGCCGCAACGACCGCAGUGGCGGCAACUCACGCCGAGAUCGAUGCUAGAGACAUGGAUAUGGAUAUGGAUAUGGAUAUGGAUAUGGAUACGAAUACGGAUACGGGUAGUAAUAAUAUGAUGUACACAAACGGAACGCCAGUGACCUGGACCAAGCCAACACCCACACCCCACGAGCCAAAACACGUACAUGGACUACCCAUAUUACAAACGCAAUUAACACCCAAUGAAAGAGCUUAUUGGGAAGCAUAUUCUACAACAACCUUUUUCAAUUUGCCAGAAACCUCAUCAAACGCUCAAAAAAGAAUCGCUGCUAUCCACAUUUGGCUCAUGGCGCUGGUCACGUGCUUAGGGUAUCCAGCGGCUCUGGUAUUGGGUCACGUGGCGUGGAAGGAGCAACAUGUAUCAUCGUCGACGACAGACUCUACCACCAACACCCAACCACCACAGCGUCAUUGGCUCAAAUUCUGUCACACUGUGGUCACAACCAUAAACGUAUCUGCGCUUCUGUUAGCCAUGACGGUAUUGUCUGGAUUUUCCGACCCGGCCGUGCAAUACCCAAAAAAUGCAUAUCGCAGAACCUCCGUCAUCGUAGCCGUUGUGUCUGUAGUGCAUCUCCUGGCAACGCUAGUGCGAUACUUGGGAUUUGUGAAAAAUGCCAAAACUAAAUCCUACACGCCCUUGUCGUCGCACUACCAUAAUUCUUUGGAAAAUUACGAAAUGGUUCCAGCUGCAACCAACGACCGUCAUCAAUCGCAGUCGUCACAUGACUCGGAUCUCACCGCUGCAACGUCCAGUACCUCUCACGUCGAUGGCCAUGGCAAGCCAACCACUCGUCCUGGGUCUCCUUUGGGCUCUCCACCGCCUGCGUCGUUCGAUCUCGACUCCCAACUCGACCAGCAAGACUUGGAAGCUCAUCGUAGGUCUUUGGCCGCAUUAUCAGUGCCGCAGUUACCUUUUGCCUCCCGUAUUGCAGCAUUCGCGCUCGAUUUCACGUCGUGGCCUCUGUUCAUUUUAUUAGCCAUUGACUGCGUAAUCGGAAUCGCUGUGGGAAAUUUGUUCGGCACCGGACUACGUGUAUUCAACCUUUUGGCGCAUUGGAUCAAGGGCGGAGUUUUCGUUACACUUGGAAUUUCGUCUCUCGCCCGUUACUGCGGUGUUGGUGCCAACAAAGGAUGGGCCUGGAACAAAACCACUACUAAGAUGCAUCCCACCAGCGCGCUCCGGAAUUGGGGACGUAUGGUUCUGCCCAAUGGUUCCAUGAUCACCAUGGAAUUUAUUGAAUCGUUUCUCAUCUUCUUUUAUGGAUCCACCAACGUGUUUUUAGAGCAUCUGUCCAACGUCGACGGCCAAUGGCACGCAAAAGAUCUUCAGCAUGUGUCGAUUGCGUUUAUGUUUAUCGGCUGCGGUCUAUGUGGGCUGAUUGUUGAAUACAAAUUAUCAGACUGGCGCAGAAAGCAGUCUGUAGAGCAAGACGCAGACGUUCUUACCACCGGAACUCCUGGCUACACCCCAAACCCAUUCCCUGCCUUCACAAUCUUUUGGACCGGAAUUUUAAUGUCUCAACACGAACAGGCAUCUGUUACUUCCACCAAUAUCCAUGUUCAAUGGGGGUCUUUGUUGUCUUAUGGCUCCUUUUUCAGACUCCUCACGUUCCUACUUUUGAUCUGGAAACCCAACAAGGACAACAAACCCCCCAGGCCCUUCACAGAGCUCAUUGCCUCAUUUUGCCUGUUGUGUGGUGGUCUUAUCUUUAUGGAAUCCACAGAUCAGGUUGUCGAGGCUUUGGAGUACCGUGGACUAACGAGCAUGUUCACCUUUAACCUCAGUGUAGGUGUUGUGACCCUAUUCAUGGCCUGGGAAAUGCUCCUAUUGCUGUGGAAGGACUGGCUAGAAACGAAAUGA
Molecule: messenger RNA, 1956 nt
Organism: Lachancea lanzarotensis
Lineage: Eukaryota; Fungi; Ascomycota; Saccharomycetes; Saccharomycetales; Saccharomycetaceae
Product: LALA0S02e07316g1_1
Exons: 1
Coding region: 1-1956 (651 amino acids)
Source: RefSeq, a predicted model, not a curated record